Messenger RNA from Paraphaeosphaeria sporulosa, 1006 nucleotides. RefSeq lists its product as uncharacterized. Bases 210 to 917 code for a protein of 235 amino acids. Lineage: Eukaryota; Fungi; Ascomycota; Dothideomycetes; Pleosporales; Didymosphaeriaceae. The record is from RefSeq and is a predicted model, not a curated record. The transcript is spliced from 5 exons.
CCUCCGUCGUAUAUACAAUGGUGCAGACGGUCCCCUUCCGCAUUUCCGUCACUCACGCUCUCCUCACGUCGUUCCUUUCUAGCUUCAUUUCGAGUUCACAGCUGUAGACCAGCCUUUUCAGUAAUUACACUUUAACUUUUUGCCGUUGAACGGUAUUAUCAGUCUUUUCUCGAUUUACACGGUCUUUUUCAACUGCAGCAUAAUACAACAUGCAGCUAAUCUUGAGCUCCCUUUUGCUGGCAGUUGCCGUAAGCGCUCUGCCUGCGGAGCCUAUGCUUGGCACCUCUGGUCUGCGAGCCAAUAUCAGGGCACGACAGGCUAAGGUCAUCCCGGUGGUGGUUGGAGGACCGCAAGACACAUUCAAUCCCAACUCUGUGACUGCUGCUGUUGGGGACAUCAUCCAGUUCCAGUUCAGUAAUGGGAAUCACACCGCCACGCAGAGUUCUCUCGAAGCACCUUGUACUCCUCUCAACGGCGGAAUCAAUAGUGGCCAUAUUCCCUUCAAAGACGGUCAAACCACGGUUGGGACUUUCAGUAUGGUCGUAUCUAGCACUGAUCCUAUCUUCAUGUUCUGUUCUACAGGUCCCCACUGUCAAGAAGGACAAGUCAUGAUCAUCAACCCAACCGGCGCGCAACAGAUUCUCGACUUUGUCAAAGCAGCUCAAGGAACUGAUAAAUCGGUCGAAGGCACGGCCAUAGCCGGUGGCACCACAAGCCAGAUCGAGCUGACCAACGCUGCUUUUGUCCCAGCGCCUGCAGGAGCUGGCGGUCCCCCUGGGGGCGCUCCUCCGGCUGCUGCUCCCCCCGCUGCGAAUGCUACGGCCCCAGCUCAAAGGAAUGCUCCUGAAGCUAAGAAUGGUACCGCCAAAGAGGGCGAGAAGAAGGAGAAGCGCCAACCCGUUCUUCUUGCUUUCUAGAUUUCCUCGGUGAAAGAUAAAGUCAACAAUGUGUCGGCCUGGAUCCGCCGAUGCAUUGUAUGUUCGGAAUCGAGGCACACAGUGGAUAG